AAUAGUAAUUUAAAUCCCAGAUGUCUUGUGCGGCUUAUGUAAGCUGCUCUCCAUAACAUGGAGCAAUGUACACUGAUCAGCUAUAACAUUAUGACCACUGAUGAUGAUCUCAUCAUGGCACCUGUUAGUGGGCGGGAUAUAUUAGGCAGCAAGUGAACAUUUUGUCCUCAAAGUUGAUGUGUUAGAAGCAGGGAAAAUGGACAAGCGUAAGGAUUUGAGCAAGUUUGACAAAGGGCCGAAUUGUGAUUGUGACCACUGGAUCAAUGCAUCUCCAAAACUGCAGCUCUUGUGGGGUGUUGCGGGUUCUGUAAGAAUCCUUAAAGAGGCCCAUUGAGUCCCCACUUUGCAACUUACUUAGAACUUAAAGGAUCUGCUGCUAACAUCUUGGUGCCAGAUACCACAGCAUACCUUCAGGGAUCUAGUGAAGUCCAUGACAUGACAGAUCAGGGCUGUUUUAGCAGCAAAAGGGGGGCCAACACAAUAUUAGAUGAGGAUUUUGCCACAGCUCCUCCAAACAAAAAAGCCAGAGGUGUUCAGGAAUGCCAGCCAGACAAAACCAGGAAAAACCAGCUGGUUGAUUUAACAACUAAAGCACGCAAAGAGAGAGUGUCUCUGGAUGAAAAACUGUAUAAGAGAGAUUUAGAAACUGCUCUGAUUAUGUCUCAGCUUGAGUCUACAGAAAAGCUCGGGGAGCCAAUCAGCAGCAGAUUAGAUGAAAAAUUAGAGCCCCAGGAAGACGUGCCACCGGUGCUGACACACUUCAGUGUUGAUGGCAGCUGCUUUGAUGGUAAUAAACCUCCAAGUGAGCCUUCUGAAGACGCGCCCCCUGUUCUGUCAAACUGUAGCGUGGACGUCACCAGCUUCGGUUUAGAUCAGAUCAGCAGUGAGCAGACGCCCUCAUCUUUAUGCACGAAGAGAAAGUCCCAAAAAGUGACUGAGAAACAGAGUGAACAGAACGAAGAGGAUGAAGACUACAGACCUCAGAACACACCUGAGAGUGAAUCAGAGUUCAGUGACUUGGAGGAGAGCGAAGAUGAAGAAUACACAGUGAAAAGAAAACAAGAUAAAAGGAAAAUGUCUAAGAAGGAGAAAAAGACAUCACCUAAAGCUGUUAAGAAAGAGAAGAAGCCAGCGAAACCGGCUAAAACCAAACCCCAGUCCAGAGUCAAAAACUCAGCAUUGAGUAGUCCAGGAGUCAGGAGUCCAUCUGCUGCUCAGCCUCUUUCUGCACUGAACAGAAGUCCCAGCACUCCUCCUGUGAAUAAAUCUGCUCUCCAUUCCAGUCCUGCUGGGGGCAGGAUGCCAAAGUGGACUCCUCCUGGUUUGAUAGGAAGGAGCUCUAGCUCAUGUCAGAGUCCUCCCCUAAAGUCUCCCGGACUCGGUCUGCGAUUAGGACUGUCCCGUCUGGCUCGAGUUAAACCCCUGCAUCCCAAUAGUGUUGCACAUUAGACGCUUUUUGUCUAAAAAAUCUAUUAUUUUGAAUAGAAUCUGUACAGCUAAUGACUGAGUCUUCACUUUUUUUAAUUGAAAAGCAUUUAAUCAAUAUAUUUUCUUGUUUUUAUGUGUUUUUGUGUAUUUGUCUUUGUGCUGUGGAAAUUAAAGGUGUACAUUAUAUUUUUGUCAUGGCUCAGUGGAGGUCUCUGUAUCAUAGAUCUGAAACCGGGGUUUUGGACAGAUUUGGGAUGGUUCAGAUGUGACGCAGACUGACAGCUUGAAUGAAAUUGUAACGUAUUACAGUUUAUGUUGGCUUGACGAAUCCAAUGUAUACUGUCGUCUGUUUUAAACGUAACCUCAUUAUUAUUCCGAGACCCGAAAUUUCUACAUCCACCAAACCUGACACAGUUUCAUUUGUUUCAUUGUUCAGUGUCAUAGAAAUUUUGUUCCCUAAGGUAAAUAUAAAAUCAGUUAGUCACAGAGAGCGGAAACAAAGAAAAAUGUUUUAUUGAGCUCAGUGGUGUCUUCAGAAACUCAGUUUGCAAGGCUGUGCCGCUGAAGAGACAACUCCCCCUCCCUUCUGCUCUCUCUUAUACUCUCAAGGUUCCAUACCAGGAUCAGCCUUGCCUAGGCUGGGGGAGUCAACACUAGGGUUGCAAAGGGGCGGAAUAUUUCCAUGGGAACUUCAUCUCGGGAAUUUUGGAAAUAUUCCAAGUUGGAAACUUAACAGGAAUUUAUGACAAUUAAUGGGAAUUUAUUUAAAUUAUUUAGAAAUUUGGGGAAAUUUAUAUAAACUGUAUAUGCAAACAUAAAUAUAAUCAUUUAGUUUGGUCAUAAGCAGACAUGCAAGCAAAGUAAUGCAAGCAGAAAUGAGAUUUUUGACUCUGAUUUAAUUAUUAAUUAUUAAUUAAAGUAGAACUUUAAUUCUUUCAAUCAACAACACAAAAGCAUAAAUGUUGAAUUAAAAAAAAACUAAAAAACAAACAUAAAAUGGAAGCAUCCCCCUAGUCAACACCUACUAUCGGGUAUUGCUAAUAACAUUCACAGAGUUUGGUUGGCACCAGAUGUUUCCUAUCUUCUACAGAUUCUCUGUUGCUAACUCUAAGUUUUUGCAAAAGCUGAGCAGGACAUUCUGUUCUGGGAGUUAUCUUGAAGGAGUACAGCCUGCACAAGGUCACAUACACAGAAACUCACUUAUUGAAUACAGGAUUAUUAUUGAGUAAACACACUUGUAUUAAACUUUUACAUUUCCACUAUAUUUCCCUCCUCUUGUUCCAAAAGGAACAAUCAAAAAUUCAUUCAUUUUCUAAACCCAGUGUAUUUUAACUGUAAUAGAAAGUCAUGUAAUAAACACAAAGAAAUUGUACAGCCUCACUGAGCUGGAGUUUGGUGCUUGAAGUAAGAGACAGGCGGGUCAGAGCUAUCAAUAAGAUGAGACAUGAGACAUCUUCACUGUUUUUUUGCCCAGAGCAGAAUUGUCUUUGAGAAGUUCUGAAAGGAGAGGUUGUCUUUUGGUGCCUUCGAGCUUUCUCUUACAGAUUUUGCACUGUGGGUGAUGGCCAAGAAGACAACUGCUUGUGGUUGCACCACAGUGUUCCCCGACGCUUGCCCCCUCUUCUUGGGAAUAAUCAGUUCCAGUACCGCCUCUAGGAGCUCAUCAGUUGAGCUGACAUAGUCUCCCCCUGUGUGGUGGGUCCAAGGACACAGGCAGGAACCUUUUUAGAAGUUGUUUUGAUGAUAUCAAUCGAUACUGGGAGAUGAAAGCUUCGGUGUAUUGUGUGCCCCACUGAGUUACAGUUUCACUCUCAUAACUAUAAGGUCUGGUUCGGCUAUCAGGAGGAAUCUGAUUGAGCUAGUGAGUUGUGCCUCGAAUUGAUUGACAAACCUGUGUUUUACUGGUCACUAGGGUGGUGUUUCCAAAACGCUAGUGGUUAGUCCGUGACCAUGAAUCUUCACCCUACUUUGUCUGGUGAGGUUUUACCCUUCUUCCGUAUAUUGGAAGAAGCACCAAUAUAUGGAAGAAACGACAAAAGGCUCCACCGAGGCUCCACCACACCAUAUUACUCAUAGGAACUUAGCUUGACUCCGGGAGGGAAAAAUGGCACCACCCAACUGGUUCAACAGCACUUUUUUUUAUGAUAUCAGUUGUGUCCAAGUGUAUACGUGUUAUCAGAAGGUCAACUAAGCUUGUGCCCCGUAAAUGGUCUUCUUGGGGAGUCGAGGUAAUGACUGAUAGUUCAGCAAUCAGGAAAUAAGUUUGGUUUAUGUCUUUUUCGCUUGCUUCUGGGUGUAUAUUUACCACCAAUUUCCGUGCUACAAUGGUUAGAUCACUACCGUGGAUGUUAUUCUCCUUUACUGUCAUGAGGAGACUCUGGCAACGCUGAAUCAAUUCAAUUGGAGGUUUGAGGUGCAGUGCUGCCUCGUUCCGGAGUUCGUUGUGUAUCCUCCACCACAGGCUCAUGCUCUGUCUUUUUCUCCUUUCCUGGCAUCUCCUGAGUCCUGUCUCGGUACAGGCACUCGUUUGCAGUGGCUGGCGUGAAUCCUGGUAGCUCUUUCGGCGACAUUUACCGCGCUGGGUGUGGUCAGUAGAAUCUGGAAUGGACCUUGUCAGCGCUUAGCUCUCCAGCUCUUCCUCCAGAAGUCCUUCACCUCAACCCACUCACCAGGUUUCAGGUCAUGCAGCGCUUCUUGGUUGGGUUUCGGCAGUGUGUCUUUUACCUGUUUGUGAACAUCAGAUAACACAGAAGACAAGUUUAUGCAAUAGUUCAAUAUUUUAUUCUCACAUUCGCCGGUAGUUAGCCUUGGUUUUCCUGGUAGUCUCACUGCGGUGUUCAUUGACCUGGAAAAGAGAAUUUCAAACGGGCUUAGAUUAGCUCUUCAUCUCACUCGUGCCUUCAUAUGCAUUAACACAGUGGGGAGGGAUUUUACCCAUGACAAACCUGUCUCAGCACAACAUUUUGCCAAUUUGUUUUCUCUCUUCACUGCUCCACCACUGGCUGGAUGGUACGUACAAUGUUGUUUUUAAUCAAAUCCUAUGUGCUCACUUACUUUCUGUAAGGCCUGGUUCACGAAUCGGGUGCCAUUAUCACUGCCAGUUCUUUCUGGAAUUCCCCAUUGUGGAAUGAUUUCAGUGAGUAGUGCUUUUGCUACUGCACUAGCAUCUUGCUUUGAGGUUGGGAAUGCCUCAACCCAUUUUGAAAACAUGUCUAUAAUUACCAGACAAUAUCUCUUACCUUCACUGGGUGUUAACUCAAUGAAAUCCAUUUGUAAAUGUUCAAAUGGACGUUGUGGCGGUGGGUGAGGAGUUUUAACUCCUCUCCCUACAUUGUUUGUUGCACAAACGAGGCAUCUUUGACAAAAAAUUUGUGAGAAUGAGAGAAAGCCCUUAGUAUACCAGUGUUUCUGUAUUUCUGCACCCAUUCCCCCUUUUGACACAUGUCAAUUUCACAUAAAAUGGGGAAAGCUUUUGUGGGAAAUUUUUUGAAACUUAUACUUUUCAUACAUCUAAUCAUUAAUUACGUUUGAC
Molecule: messenger RNA, 4960 nt
Organism: Hemibagrus wyckioides
Lineage: Eukaryota; Metazoa; Chordata; Actinopteri; Siluriformes; Bagridae
Gene: rad51ap1
Product: RAD51 associated protein 1
Exons: 9
Coding region: 436-1449 (337 amino acids)
Biological process (GO): double-strand break repair via homologous recombination; interstrand cross-link repair
Molecular function (GO): double-stranded DNA binding; single-stranded DNA binding
Source: RefSeq, a predicted model, not a curated record